CACCAAACGUUUAAUCGUUGAUGUAAUCCGCUUCCAACCAGGGGAGACACUGACUGAAAUCUUGGAAACUCCAGCUACCUCAGAGCAAGAAGCAGAGCAUCAGAGAGCUAUGCAGAAACGGGCCAUUCGUGAUGCUAAAACUCCUGAUAAGAUGAAAAAAUCUGUGUCUGUAAAGGAAGAUGGCAACUUAAAUCUUCAAGAAAAAAAAGAUAAAAUCAAGACAGGCCUGAAGAAGUUAACAGAACUGGGGACAGUGAACGCAAAAAAUAAAUACCAGGAAUUAAUCAAUGACAUUGCGAAGGAUAUCCGAAAUCAGCGUAGAUACCGUCAGAGAAGAAAGGCGGAACUGGUGAAGCUGCAGCAGACAUACAGCGCCUUGAACUCCAAAGCUACUUUUUAUGGGGAACAAGUGGAUUAUUACAAAAGCUACAUCAAAACUUGCUUGGAUAACCUGGCCAGUAAGGGCAAAGUCUCUAAGAAACCUAGGGAGAUGAAAGGGAAAAACAGUAAAAAGAUUUCUCUAAAAUAUACAGCAGCUCGACUUCAUGAGAAGGGAGUGCUUUUAGAGAUUGAGGACCUGCAAGGUAACCAGUUUAAAAACGUGAUAUUUGAAAUCAGUCCAACAGAUGAAGUAGGAGAUUUCGAGGUAAAAGCAAAAUUCAUGGGGGUACAGAUGGAAACCUUUAUGUUACAUUAUCAGGAUCUUUUGCAGCUGCAGUACGAAGGUGUUGCGGUCAUGAAAUUGUUUGACAGAGCGAAAGUGAAUGUCAACCUUCUGAUCUUUCUUCUGAAUAAGAAAUUUUAUGGGAAGUAA
Molecule: messenger RNA, 814 nt
Organism: Apaloderma vittatum (bar-tailed trogon)
Lineage: Eukaryota; Metazoa; Chordata; Aves; Trogoniformes; Trogonidae
Product: ras GTPase-activating-like protein IQGAP1
Exons: 6
Biological process (GO): regulation of actin cytoskeleton organization
Cellular component (GO): nucleus; cytoplasm
Molecular function (GO): calmodulin binding; actin filament binding; GTPase activator activity
Source: RefSeq, a predicted model, not a curated record